This is a messenger RNA of Odocoileus virginianus texanus, 3284 nucleotides long. It is a transcript of the gene ZNF300, whose product is annotated as zinc finger protein 300. Gene Ontology annotation, molecular function: RNA polymerase II cis-regulatory region sequence-specific DNA binding; DNA-binding transcription factor activity, RNA polymerase II-specific. Lineage: Eukaryota; Metazoa; Chordata; Mammalia; Artiodactyla; Cervidae. The record is from RefSeq and is a predicted model, not a curated record. Gene Ontology annotation, biological process: regulation of transcription by RNA polymerase II.
GGUCAGGUGCAGGCCUGUUCGUAUGCUGCUGCCGCCAUCUUGGGUUGCAGGGCCUGUGCAGGCUUCUGCUCACCACAGGCGGAAUUGGGGUUCAGCAUAGCGGUUCUGCACCGGGAGCUGUAAUGUGAUGGGUUAGGUGCAAGGCCUCUGCAGAGUGUCCUAUACAGAUAAGCAAGUUGCAAGUUGGAGAGUCCUACAUGGCAAGAUAUUGAGGGUGGCUUCCUUGCAACAAUCAGCAAGGACAUGAAUGCCCUUAGUCCAGCAAUCUUUGAGGCAUUAAAUUCUACCAACAAUCAUAUAAUUGAGCUUGGAAAUGAAUCUUACCCCAUUUGAGUCUUCAGAUGAGAGACCCCAGCCUGGAUCAAUACCUUGAUUAUAGAUUUGUAGAACACCUCAAAGCAGAGGAUUCAGAUAAUCCAUGUCCAGAUUCCUGACCCACAGAAACUGUGAAACAAUAGAUGUGUGUUGUUUAAAACCACUAAGUUUGGGGCCCAGACAAAAGCUCUGAGUAAACUGAAUUCCUCUGCUUGUACGGAACUGACCAAUCUAACAAGAUGGCGGCUCCCACUGAGCCACAUAGCACGGGAGUGGCCAUAUUGCCUCCUGAACAAAGCCGCCCAGGGUGCAGAGUGGGUAAAACUCCGCUGUACGGAACAGUGCACGCCGGGGAGCCCCGCGCUUUGCUCACCCAGACAGGAAGCGGGAGAAUUCACCACUAUGGAUGUGACAGCUGUCUUGGAUUGAGCCGUGAUGGGCGUUUCUGGAACUGCAGAUCUAUUUUGACAAAGCUUAGAAUACCCCAUAUGAAACAGUAUCCCUGUGGCAGGAGUACUCAGUUUCUCUGAACCAGUUAAAUCUUGUCUACCUAACUCCUUGUGGGACUGAGAAGGAUUUACCAGACUGGUGAAUAUAGAAACUGCAUUUUGCAGCCCAUCUGUGAAAAUACCCUUCUGAUCACCAAUUUUGCCUUUUCAAGCAUCUGCCAUUUUAGAGGAGAGCAGAAAAAGAUGAAGUCCCAGGGAUUAGUAUCUUUCAAGGAUGUAGCUGUGGAUUUCACCCAGGAGGAGUGGCAGCAACUAGACCCUGCUCAGAAGACCCUGUACAGGGAUGUGAUGCUGGAGAACUAUAGCCACCUGGUCUCAAUGGGGCAUCCAGUUUCCAAACCAGAUGUCAUUUCCAAGUUGGAGCAAGGAGAAGAUCCAUGGAUCAUUAAAAGAGACAUACCAAAUUGGAUCUGUCCAUAUGAAGACCAGACAGAUGGGCGACUAGACAGGAAGAGUAACCUUGACAACCCCCAAUCAUGUAUUUUGGGGUCUGUUUCCUUACAUAAUAAGAUAUUGAAAGGAUUCACAAAGGAUGGUUCAUUAUACUCCAUUUUAAAAGUCUGUCAAAGUGAUGGCCAGUUACAGAGAUGUCAGAAAAACAGACUUUCCACAAAAGUAACAGUCAUCAACAACAAAACAAUGACUGUAGAGUCAGACUACAAAUAUGAGGCACUGAGGAAAAUAUUUCAAGAGUGCAUAGAGUCAGAUGCUUCAAGACAAAGACCCUAUAACUAUGAUGCCUUUAAAAAGAACUUGAAAUCUAAUAUUGACCUACCUAGUUGUAAUAAGAACAAUUCAAGAAGAAACCUUGAGGAGAGUUCUGGAUGUGGAAAAUCAUUCAUCCACAGUGUGGCAAAUUCUAACCUUGAGAAGAUUCACAAUGGAGUAAUUCCCUGUAAUGAUAUUGAGCAUGGAAACAUUUUCGGCAAGAAGCAAUCCAUUAUUCAUUAUCAGAAUGUUGAAACCAAGGAGAAAACCUGUGUGUGUGUUACAUGUGGAAAAGCCUUUGCUAAGAAGUCACAGCUCAUUGUACAUCAACGGAUUCAUACUGGGAAAAAACCAUAUGAUUGUGGUGCAUGUGGGAAAGCCUUCAGUGAGAAGUUUCACCUCAUUGUACAUCAGAGAACUCAUACUGGGGAGAAACCUUAUGAAUGCUCUGAAUGUGGAAAAGCCUUCUCUCAAAAAUCAUCUCUUAUUAUACAUCAGAGAGUUCAUACUGGAGAAAAACCAUAUGAAUGUAGUGAAUGUGGAAAAGCCUUCUCCCAGAAAUCACCGCUCAUUAUACAUCAGAGAAUUCACACUGGAGAGAAACCUUAUGAAUGUAGAGAGUGUGGUAAGGCCUUCUCCCAGAAGUCACAACUGAUUAUACAUCAUAGAGCUCAUACUGGAGAGAAGCCCUAUGAGUGUACUGAAUGCGGGAAAGCCUUCUGUGAGAAGUCCCACCUCAUUAUACAUAAAAGAAUUCACACCGGGGAGAAACCCUACAAAUGUGCUCAGUGUGAGGAAGCCUUCAGCAGAAAGACAGAACUCAUUACACACCAGUUAAUUCAUACUGGGGAGAAACCUUAUGAAUGUACUGCUUGUGGGAAGACCUUCUCCCGAAAGUCACAGCUCAUUAUACAUCAGAGAACACAUACUGGAGAAAAACCCUAUAAAUGCAAUGAAUGUGGAAAAGCCUUCUGUCAGAAAUCACAUCUCAUUGGACAUCAGAGGAUACACACAGGAGAAAAACCUUAUGUUUGUACUGAAUGUGGGAAAGCCUUCUCUCAAAAGUCUCACCUCCCAGGUCAUCAGAGGAUUCAUACAGGAGAGAAACCAUACAUAUGUGCUGAAUGUGGAAAGGCGUUUUCUCAGAAGUCAGAUCUUGUUUUACAUCGGAGAAUUCACACUGGGGAAAGACCCUAUCGAUGUGCUGUAUGUGGGAAAGCUUUCAUCCAGAAAUCACAACUCACUGUACAUCAGAGAAUUCAUAGCAGUGGUAAAAAUCAUAGUGAACUAAAAACACAGACAAGCUUUCAGUAUUAGCUCAAUGCUUAAUACGUAACAGGAACUUGAUUAAUUUGAUAACUUUGUUGAAGCAUCUUUAUAGAGAAAAUUUUACAAGAGAAUACAUAUCUGUAGUGUGGUGAUACCUAACUCAGCAGACAUGAUGGAAAAUAAUUACAUAAAUGAAGGCCAUUUUCACCAUAGCAUGUAGAGCUUUUAAAGUUAUGAAUUGAAUGGUUAGUAGAACAAAUUAUGUAUAUAGAAUGUUGUCAAAGUACAUAUUCCUUAUUAUGCCCCAUAACAAUAAACAUUGUGAAAUUGCUAAUAUUAACUUGGCAUCAUUUUGGUCAUAUACAUUAAUUGCCUAUAAAGGACAUGAAGAAUGCUUGAUUUAAAAAAAUCAAUUCCAAGAAACUGCAUUAACAAGGAAAGGCUUGGGAGUUCCCUAAUAAUAGGACUCAACAAUUUCACAGC